CCUGACCGGCCGGCGGCGCCGGGGCCAGUCUCGCCCCUCUACCGAGCGCCUCGCCGCCCCCUCCCCGGUCCGCGUCCCCUCCCCCGUCCUCUCCUCCCCGCCCGCCGCCCGCCUCUCGGGGGGAGGGGCGUGGGGGCAGGGAGCCGAUUUGCAUGCGGCCGCCGCGGCCGCUGCCUGAGCCGGAGCCCGCCGCCGCCGGAGCCCGCGCCCGCGCCCGCGCCCGGCCCGCGCGGCCCCAUGCCUCUGGCGCGGCCCUCGGGGGGGCGAAGGUGAAGACCGGCUCCUAGGAUGAGUGAAGGGGCGGCCGGUGCCUCGCCACCUGGUGCCGCUUCGGCAGCCGCCGCCUCAGCCGAGGAGGGCACCGCGGCGGCUGCGGCGGCGGCGGCGGCGGGCGGGGGCCCGGACGGCGGCGGAGAAGGGGCGGCCGAACCCCCCCGGGAGUUACGCUGUAGCGACUGCAUCGUGUGGAACCGGCAGCAGACGUGGUUGUGCGUGGUGCCUCUGUUCAUCGGCUUCAUCGGCCUGGGGCUCAGCCUCAUGCUGCUUAAAUGGAUCGUGGUAGGCUCCGUCAAGGAGUACGUGCCCACGGACCUGGUGGACUCCAAGGGAAUGGGUCAGGACCCCUUCUUCCUCUCCAAGCCCAGCUCUUUCCCCAAGGCUAUGGAAACCACCACAACAACCACUUCUACCACGUCCCCCGCCACCCCCUCUGCCGGCGGCGCCGCUUCUUCCAGGACGCCUAACCGGAUUAGCACCCGGUUGACCACCAUCACACGGGCACCCACCCGCUUCCCUGGGCAUCGGGUGCCCAUCCGGGCUAGCCCGCGCUCUACCACGGCACGGAACACUGCUGCCCCUCCGACGGUCCUGUCCACCACGGCCCCUUUCUUCAGUAGCAGCACGCCGGGCUCCCGACCCCCGAUGCCAGGAGCCCCCAGUACACAGGCGAUGCCUUCCUGGCCCACUGCGGCGUAUGCUACCUCCUCCUACCUCCAUGAUUCCACUCCCUCCUGGACCCUGUCACCCUUUCAGGAUGCUGCUGCCGCCUCUUCCUCCUCACCCUCUUCCACCUCCUCCACUACCACCACCCCAGAAACUAGCACCAGCCCCAAAUUUCAUACUACAACAUACUCCACUGAACGAUCUGAGCACUUCAAACCCUGUCGAGACAAGGACCUGGCGUAUUGUCUCAAUGAUGGUGAAUGCUUUGUGAUUGAGACCCUGACAGGAUCCCAUAAGCACUGUCGGUGCAAGGAAGGCUACCAAGGAGUCCGUUGUGAUCAAUUUCUGCCGAAAACAGACUCCAUCUUAUCGGAUCCAAACCACUUGGGGAUUGAAUUCAUGGAGAGUGAAGACGUUUAUCAAAGGCAGGUGCUGUCAAUUUCAUGUAUCAUCUUUGGAAUUGUCAUCGUGGGCAUGUUCUGUGCAGCAUUCUACUUCAAAAGCAAGAAACAAGCUAAACAAAUUCAGGAGCACCUGAAAGAGUCACAGAAUGGGAAAAACUACAGCCUCAAGGCAUCCAGCACAAUGACGAAAUCUGAGAGCUUGAUGAAGAGCCAUGUCCAACUACAAAAUUAUUCCAAGGCGGAUAGGCAUCCUGUGACUGCGCUGGAGAAAAUAAUGGAGUCAAGUUUUUCGGCUCCCCAGUCGUUCCCAGAAGUCACUUCUCCUGACCGAGGAAGCCAGCCUGCCAAGCACCACAGCCCAGGACCAAGGAGUGGGAUGUUGCAUAGGAAUACCUUCAGAAGGGCACCACCCUCACCCCGAAGUCGACUGGGUGGUAUUGUAGGACCAGCAUAUCAACAACUUGAAGAAUCAAGAAUUCCAGACCAGGAUACGAUACCUUGCCAAGGGAUAGAGGUCAGGAAGACUAUAUCCCACCUGCCUAUACAGCUGUGGUGUGUUGAAAGACCCCUGGACUUAAAGUAUGUGUCCAAUGGCUUAAAAACCCAACAAAAUGCAUCAAUAAAUAUGCAACUGCCUUCAAGAGAGACAAACCCCUAUUUUAAUAGCUUGGAUCAAAAGGACCUGGUGGGUUAUUUAUCCCCAAGGGCCAAUUCUGUGCCCAUCAUCCCGUCGGUGGGUCUAGAAGAAACCUGCAUGCAAAUGCCAGGGAUUUCUGACGUCAAAAGCAUUAAAUGGUGCAAAAACUCCUACUCCGCUGACAUUGUCAACGCGAGUAUUCCAGUCAGCGAUUGUCUUCUAGAAGAACAACAGGAAGUGAAAAUAUUACUAGAGACCGUGCAGGAACAGAUCCGAAUUCUGACUGAUGCCAGACGGUCAGAAGACUUUGAACUGGCCAGCAUGGAAACUGAGGACAGUGCUAGCGAAAACACAGCCUUUCUCCCCCUGAGUCCCACGGCCAAAUCAGAACGAGAGGCACAAUUUGUCUUAAGAAAUGAAAUACAAAGAGACUCUGUGCUAACCAAGUGACUCGAGAUGUAGGAAUCUGUGCAUUCUAUGCUUUGCUCAACAGGAAGGAGAGGAAAUUAAAUACAAAUUAUUUAUAUGCAUUAAUUUAAGAGCAUCUACUUAGAAGAAACCAAAUAGUCUGCCACCCUCAUAUCAUAGUGUUUUUUAACAAAAUAUUUUUUUAAAGGGAAAGAAGCAUUUCAGGAGGGAUAAAGCUUACUGCUAAAGCUUUAGGGGAGAAUUCUGAAUCCAAUUUCAGUUCGUCCUUACAUUGUCCUCUUUAGCUCUUGGAAGAUUUGGCCAUUUCCAACAUUUGGUCCCAUAAUGCCAGUGUCUAUAUGGAAAAGAAACUGGUGUUCUCCUAGCUUCAAAAGGAUGAAGUUUAUUCCAAGGGCAGAUGUGCCAGUUGAGCAGAUAGUCCUGGCCAUUUGGCUCUUCAGUUCCAACCCCUAAAUUUCUAUUCAUCAACGCUCUCUCUACAGGUUAUGUCAUGUCAAGGAAUGUAGUGCUUUGUAUUUGAUUUUCAAAGAAUGGCAGGAAAACAUGAGUAGGAAAGAAGACAGAAAAUAGAAGUAAUCUGGGCAAACUUAGCUCCUCUCAUGCACAAUGAGAAUUUGAAUUUGAAAGCACAGAACCUCAGAGGGAGGUGUGAACUUAUUAUAGGAAAAGAGACAAAAUGACAUCGUCGUAUUACUAAAAUCUUGCUAAUAGAAAUGUUUUUCUUGGAGAGUGUUUAGAAGCUCUGAAAGGGCACGUGUGUGUGUGUGUGUGUGUGUGUGUGUGUGUGUGUGUGUGUGUGUGUGUGUGUGCACGCGUGCCUGUGUGCACAUGUGUGAGGAUGCAAGUGUUGUGGGCUUACUCACAUAAGCACAUAUGCUGGAUGCACAUGUGUCCCCUGUACGUAUGUGUGUGCAUGUGUGUGUGUAUUAAAGCUUGCUAAAAUUUGUUCUGAAACAUCAGGGAAACUAAUAUUCAGAAGAGAUUUCCCCUUUAAGAUCUUUUCACUUUAAAUUUUCCAUUAAAUGUAAAUUUGGUUAGCGAGUUCUUGAUCCAAGGAAACUUGCAUGGUGGGGUCUUAUAAAACUCUUGACAAUGUCUAGACCAUUUUCUGAUGUGAAUACUAUUGCAAAGGACAGCCUUUGGCUUAUUGAUAUCAGCAUCACAAAGCAAAUUAAUGGAGGAUGUGGUUAGUUUGAAUCAUUUACUUAAAUUACUGACACAAGCCAACCAUCAAAUUGACAGUUGACUAUUUUAUUUCUUGUCAUCCUCAUUGCUAAUUUACAGCAAGUCUGCUCUGUGUAGACAGAGGCAUUGGCUUCUGUAGUUAAUGUGGAAGGGAUAAGUUGUUGAAAACCACAAAUACCAGACUAUUCAGUUCACAAGCAAUGCCCCCAAACAACAAAUUGUGUUGUAUGUUCAUUUGGAAUAAAGCAAUAUUUUUACCACUGCUAAGGUGAACUGAAAACUUCUCCUGAUGAUGUGUCUGUUUUAUUUUCCCUUAUUUUCAUGGGGCAUUCAAGGAAACUAGUGUUCACAUAUCCAGUCUUUAUCCAAUUAUUGGUGGUGUUGUUAUGUUUACACUGUUUAAAAUAAAGAGGCACAGUAUUUGAAAGUACAUACAAGAUUGCUUUUACUGUAGUUUUGGGAAAACUUGUUUAAAAUUUCAUCAGUUUCUAUCUCAAGCAGAGAAAACAUGCAAUUCUUUCUUGAGGUAAGUUUGUGUUAAAUAUCUUGCAAAUUUUUAUAUGUGAACACUCAUUGAUAUCAGAUAGAAUAGCAUCUAGGGAAAAGAAAGAGCAUUAAAAAACUGAUCAAAAGGGUUUAAUAGGAAACUGAGGUCUUGGAUGUCGAAAACCCAGUGAUGAAAACCUACGUUGUAUCUGACAAAAGUUGUGUGGGAUCAUUUGUAACUAUUAGCAUUUACUUGCUUUGAGUAGAGCAGCAAGAUUGUUAGCAUUUUCAAACAUUGUAAAUUUUGAAUAUGUUUCUUGCUCAACUUAGUUCCACUUGAGAACAUUUUCUAUUUAUGAAAAUCUUAGAUGGUUUUGUAGGUCUAUAAAAUCCUGAAAGUUGAGCAUCUACUGGGCUAUUAUGUUGUUAUUUAUCAUAAGUGUGAAGUGAGGACACACUGGUGUGUUAAAGUCAACUUUGUGGGAUCGUAUGGCUUUUUGUUUUUGUCGUUUGCUUUUUGGUUUUUUUUUGUUGUUGUUGUUCUUUCUUUCCUUCUUUCUUUUGUCUGUAAAAUGUUAAAUUUCGUUCAUCCAGAGGUUCCAUUCAUCAAACUAGGAGUUCAGGUACUCUGAGGACGUGAAGUUAUUGUACAAAAAAACAAAAAUCAACAAACAAACAAAACUGCACUAAGAUCAAUAUAAAUUAAGUCCCAAUAUAACAUCUUACUUUAAUAAAGACUGCAUAUCAUAUGAUUAUGGUACAAACCUUUCCCCCACAUUCUAAAAAUAGAAAUUAUCAGGCAAGUUCAACAGCCAUGUUAUGGAACCUUUACAGUUAUUAGUAUUUUCUGAAUACUCAAGAUAAAAUUAUCCACAGAAAUAGCUACUUAUGGUGGUUACCAUGGUCUUUGUUUCCUUUUGAAACAGGAAGCACUCCUGCAAAGUGUCUAAGUUCAAUGGGCACAUCUUAGGUCACCAGCUGACAAGUGUUCCUUGCAGAAAACACUGAGACUUUCUACAUAAAUAUGAUCUGGCAAAUAUCUGAGCCAUCAUUAUUUUGUUCCUCAAGCUCAUGUACUUAUUAGGCCAUGGGAAUUUCUACUCCAUACCUUUGAAUUUGCUUCAUGUCCCUUAUCUUUAUUGUGGGAACUGAUAUUUGUAAUUAAAUAAGCAACAUAUACAUCAUCAACUGGACUGAAUAUCACCCAUUAUAUUUUUGCUUUGAGUCAUUAUUUUCUGGUAUGUGUUUUUUUAUAUAACAAAACAUUUUAAAUUACUGGUAGCUAUUGUGGAAUAUUGUUGUUGACCAAUCAAUGUUACUAAGGUAGAACAGAGAUUAUGUUGGAGAGUUAGCAUCUGGUUUCUCUCUUCCUAUGUAUAUUAAACACUCGCUUUCAGACUCUACUGCAGUAUCUACCUUGCUGUGAAUUAGGUGAAUAUAUCAUACAUCCAGUGACUCACAUCAUUUCUAAGUAACAAUAGAGGAGGCAUAGAAGUCCACUGCUCUUGGCCCUUCACACAGUAGUUAUAUAACAUGCUGACCAAAAAGAGUAAAAGGGCCAUACAGACUUCAGAAUACUCCCUGAGUUGUGAAGUUAAUAACUACAAUUUUAGAAGGGUCCUGGUGCCCAAAGUUGAGGCUGUCAAUAACCAGGUCUCCACCAGAACACAUUCAAUCCUUGCAGCCACUACCAUACACUUAUCUUGCCAUAUGGUGCUAUAGGAAUAACAAAUCAUUAAUGUGUGUGUGGUGGGGGUGGGAUGAUCUCUGACUCCCGCCCUGUGGACCUAAGAUUAAGUGCUAAGAAAUCUGUCUCAAAUAAGUAUAUGGUAUACCUAAGAACACAGCAGGUGGGGAGGGGUUUUUAUUUGACAUUUUGGUAUCUGGGAAACAUUUUAUAUAUAAAGAAUAAUUUUUAUUAUUAUUCAAUUGUAUAGCUUCAGUAUAGUGUUUUCAACAGAUAGUAUGUCUGUGCUGUUUGUAUCUUGUCUUCAGAAAUUCAGUCCUCAUUUCAGGCAAGACUAGUCUAAGGUUUCUAGACUGUUCUCAAUUUUAUAAACACUCAGUUUGCCCUGGAAAAUUAUGCUUUCAAAUAAGCUUUAUCUCUUCCUUUUUUUUUCCCCAUUCUUUCCCUUUUAAAGAAAUACAGAGGGUAAAGAACAUUCCCCCUCUCUGAUUUAUACCAUCCAUUUUCACUCACCUGCUCCUACUGGGACUAUGCCCGUAAUAUAAAUAUUAAAUUCAGGAGAUUACUUGGAUAUCCUUGUCUUCUCUUCAUUUGAAGAACACCAAGUGGUUACUUCAUGCAAUGCCAUGAAACCUUCAUGGCCAGACAAAUGACAACGGUUCAUCAGACAACCAUUUUCAGUUCAUUCUCCUUAGUCAAAUGGGAACAUCUUUGAAUUAAAAAUUUCACAAAAUCCAAUACCGAAAUAUGUUAGAUUUUUCUCUUAAAUUUACAAUUAAA
Mus pahari (shrew mouse) is the source of this 6550-nucleotide messenger RNA. RefSeq names its product neuregulin 3 (gene Nrg3). Gene Ontology annotation, molecular function: chemorepellent activity. The coding region runs from base 289 to 2433 and encodes 714 amino acids. Gene Ontology annotation, biological process: intracellular signal transduction; nervous system development; animal organ development. The transcript is spliced from 10 exons. Lineage: Eukaryota; Metazoa; Chordata; Mammalia; Rodentia; Muridae. The record is from RefSeq and is a predicted model, not a curated record.